CCCACACGUUUUAUAGGAGCAUGUUCCAGGCUCAGAGUAUUAAAAGAAAGGAGCAGAGCUUGGCUAAGUAUACGACUUGCACUGUCAAGCGGUGAAAGAUCAGAACUUGCAGCAGCACACGCGUCCCUUUCCUGGAGCCUUGGCUGGGACUCUGAAUUUCAACACCACGGAUAGCGAAGCAUCCACUCCUUGUACAAUUGGGGACUUCUGACAAAUUCCCUUGUUUUCCAGAUCGAGGACAUACAGCAGGAAAGAGGAAGCCCUAGAUUUUUUGAGCUGAAGUUAUGGAGCACAGAACCAUCUUCCACCUUACGGUGACUCUCACCUUGUUUAGCGUUUUCUACCUCCGAGCACUCGCAUUACCUCCUUUAGGGUCAUAUUCUAACAGCAGGCUAGGGAACAGAUUGCCAUAUGAAGGAGCAAAUGAAGCAGACCAGACACAGGUGUCCUUAAAGCAAGACAUGGAUAUGUUGCAGAGUACACUACCAGACAAUGAAAAAUUCUUUCUGGACAUGACACAGGGUGUUGGCAGGACAUCCAGGCAUGCUGAUGGACUCUUCACCAGUGGUUACAGCAAACUUUUGGGUCAGCUUUCUGCUAGAAGAUACUUAGAAUCUCUAAUUGGCAAAAGAGUCAGCAACAGUGUUGUCGAAGAUCCAGCUCCAGUAAAACGUCACUCAGAUGCAGUCUUUACUGAUAACUACAGCCGCUUUAGGAAGCAGAUGGCAGUAAAGAAGUACUUAAACUCUGUUCUUACUGGCAAGAGAAGUCAAGAAGACAUUAACCCUGCAAAUCUUCGAGAAGAAAGUGAUCUAAGCCAAUCAACAUUCCCAGAGAACUAUGAUGAUGCCACAAUGGACGACCUGUUGAACCACCUGCCAUUGAACCUUUGAGGAAGACCAUUCGGUUGUUUAAUCAGAAGAACAAGUUUACUAUAUUUUUGAGUUUCACAUAGUAUUUCAAGAAGAUUACUUCUGUAUUCAAACCAAAACAAAUAUGUUGUGAGGUGAAAAUCGUGGCAAAUAUGUUUCUUAUAAUAAAAAAGUUGAUGUUUACACUGUAAAUAUUACCUUAGAGAUCUCUAUUUAGAGCUGUAAAUAGAUAUGCAAGAAUUCAUGGAAAACCUGUUAUUUCAUAUGCUUUUAAACCGUUAUUUCAAUAAACGCAUUUAAAAGACAAACAUGAGAAACAUAAAAGUGUUGCGCAUUGUAGGAUAAAAUAUUUCAGUACAAAAACUGA
Molecule: messenger RNA, 1239 nt
Organism: Nanorana parkeri
Lineage: Eukaryota; Metazoa; Chordata; Amphibia; Anura; Dicroglossidae
Gene: VIP
Product: vasoactive intestinal peptide
Exons: 7
Coding region: 285-893 (202 amino acids)
Biological process (GO): regulation of sensory perception of pain; positive regulation of epinephrine secretion; learning or memory
Cellular component (GO): perikaryon; extracellular region; neuron projection
Molecular function (GO): peptide hormone receptor binding; neuropeptide hormone activity
Source: RefSeq, a predicted model, not a curated record